This is a messenger RNA of Pygocentrus nattereri (red-bellied piranha), 3471 nucleotides long. It is a transcript of the gene gipr, whose product is annotated as gastric inhibitory polypeptide receptor. The coding region runs from base 327 to 1886 and encodes 519 amino acids. Lineage: Eukaryota; Metazoa; Chordata; Actinopteri; Characiformes; Serrasalmidae. Gene Ontology annotation, molecular function: peptide hormone binding; gastric inhibitory peptide receptor activity; G protein-coupled peptide receptor activity. The record is from RefSeq and is a predicted model, not a curated record. Gene Ontology annotation, cellular component: plasma membrane. Gene Ontology annotation, biological process: cell surface receptor signaling pathway; adenylate cyclase-modulating G protein-coupled receptor signaling pathway. The transcript has 14 exons.
UCUCUCAGAGGCAGUUUGUGCUGAGCGGGAGGCAGGACGUCUCUACUUCUCUCCUCUGCUGUGGGUUACUUUUGAAUUUCGCAGCUCUUUCCCGCAUAAAUCUGUGAAUAUUUCGAGACUUGACCGGAGCCGAGUUCUGCUUCAGAUAAGGGGACCUAAUGCGCGAACACAGGAGAUUACAUUCAAUUUUACAGCCCACCUUCUGAUUCUCCACCCGGUGUUAUCUGAUAGCCUGCAGCUGUGAGAGGAUGGGCAGCUGUGAGUGUAGCUGGGUCAUAGCCCAGUCCUGAGAUGUUUGGCCCUCCAUCCUGGUGCCUGUCUCAGUGAUGACGAGCACCCUUGCUGUCUUCCUCCUCACUCUAUCUGUCCUGUACAGAGCUGAGUGUGUGUGUGGGAAGACAGUGAAGGAUACAGUGCAAGAAUGGAACAGCUAUCGCAACGAGUGCCUUCUGAAGAUCAGCUCAGAGCCCACCCCUUCAGGUCUGUUCUGCAGACGCAUGUUUGACAUGUACGCUUGCUGGACAGAUGGGAUGCCCAACACCACAGUCAAAGUACCCUGUCCCUGGUAUUUGCCUUGGCAUGAUCAAGUGCGCACUGGAUUUGUAUUGCGGGAAUGUGGUCCAGAUGGCCAGUGGCACAGCAACAAUACCAGCCGCACCUGGAGAGACCACUCGCAGUGCAACGCUGAUGGCAGCAAACAAAGAGAACAAGAAUAUCAGAUGCUGAUUCUAGCCUACUUUAGGGUGAUGUACACAGUGGGCUACUCUUUAUCCUUGGCCAGCCUCUCCCUGGCCCUCAUCAUACUUCUUCUUUUUAGGAAACUCCGCUGCACCCGCAACUACAUCCACACCAACCUUUUUGCGUCCUUCAUCCUUCGUGCUGUGUCCAUCCUCACACGUGAUGCGCUCCUCACCAGAGAAACUCCUGAGUUUAGGGACAACAGUGACUUAUCCAAUGUCCUGAGUGACCAGGCUCUGUCUGGCUGCCGCAUAGCUCAAGUGCUCAUGCAGUACUGUGUCGGGGCCAACUACUUCUGGCUGCUAGUGGAGGGCCUGUACCUCCACAACCUCCUGGUGCUCAUGGUGUUCUCUGAGAACAGUUAUUUCUGUGGUUACCUGGCCAUCGGCUGGGGCACUCCUGUACUCUUUGUGGUGCCCUGGAUAGUUAUGCGCUACCUAUAUGAGAACACAAGGUGUUGGGAGAUCAAUGAAAACAUGGCCUAUUGGUGGAUCAUCCGAACUCCAAUCCUCCUGGCUAUUUUAGUAAACUUUUUCAUAUUCAUAAGGAUUAUCAAGAUUCUCAUCUCCAAAUUAAAAGCACACCAGAUGAGAUACACAGAUUAUAAAUUCAGGUUGGCCAAGUCUACCCUGACCCUCAUUCCCCUGCUGGGAAUUCAUGAGGUGGUAUUUGCUGUGAUGACAGAGGAGCAGACUGAGGGUGUACUACGCAACAUCAACCUCUUCUUUGAACUCUUCUUCAACUCCUUCCAGGGUUUUCUGGUGGCCAUUUUAUACUGUUUUGUGAAUAAAGAGGUCCAGUCAGAGAUCAAAAAGAAGUGGCAGCGAUGGAGGCUUGGAAUUAGCAUGCUAGAUGAUCAGCGCAACACCGGCAGCCACACACCACAGGGAGGCUCUGGGCUCCAGUGCCAGCAUGACCACUCCUGUCAGCCAGACUGUCCUGAGGGGAGUGGUGGCCACCUGUGCUUGGACGCUCCACCUCCCUCCACCCAGCUAUCUCUCCAACAGCAUCAUCACCCUGGAGCUAAGAAGGGCAAAGCCUACUGCUACAUCUCUGCCAAGAAGCAGGUGCUGAAUGGGAUAGACACACCACCGUCAGGCAACUGCAGGUUAGAAGGAGCAAACAGAUACUCUGAGAGCUACUGCUAAGAGCUGUGGACCAAAAGACCUUGCUUGAUGAAGUCUAUAAAGUUCUUCAAGAUAUAUUCAAAGGAUAUCAGACAUGAUCAAAUGGAGUUACUUGGGAACAUUCAGUGGAGUUUACAGAUACCUCUGUGAUAAAGAUUCGAAUGAACCUUUUUCUGAAUUAUGGAAUGGAACGGAAGAACAAUAACAACUGUUAUUUUUUGUUUUAUACCUCUUUACCUCAUUUUGGACAGCACUGGUAAUAUCAACACUACUUGUGGACCAACUCUCUCAAGCAAGUCUGGACAUGAAAAAGCCAAUCCAAUAAAAAGUAAUGAAUUAACUUCCUGAGGAUUGUCUAGUCAAAAACAAAAGAAAUUUAAAAAGCUGAAUAUGUGAUGUAUGCAGAUGAGACACACACAUCCCACUAAUGGCUUAUGAUGAUUAAGACUCAUGUACACAAAGUACUGUGCAAAAAUCACCACCCUACAUUUAUGUAAUUUCCAGCCAUUAAGUAUUACAUUUUCAGGAGUUAUUUCUAAGGAGAUUCGUAAUUAGAUAAUCCAAGUGCAUAAGGAAAGGGAAAGUCAAAAGAAAUAAGUGAAAUCACUUUCAGACCAAAAUUAUUAAAAGACGUAAAGAGAAUGGGGCUCUUAACAACUGUGCAAGUCCUUGUAGACCACUACAUCAGAUAAUAGUAUUUAAAGCUUUCAUCUCUGAGAGAUAGGAGAGAAAAGAAAAAAAAGGCUCCACUCUUAAUCAAAUCUGAUAAAUCUGAGAUUUUAUAAAUCUAAAACGUAUAAUUGAGAGGCAGAAAAUGCAACCAAUGUCUUAGAGUGAAUUUUGGAGUUGUGGAAAAAUAUCUGUGUAUUUGCAAGCAAGACUCCUGAAAAAGUCUGAUACUAUAUAUAUGUUUUGUGCUUUUUUCCAAACGCUGAAAAUUCGACACAGUACUGUAGCUAUCGACAAAUUCCAAAAUGUCACAGUCAGUAAUGGUUUAUGCACAGUGGCUGGUGAGAUUGAUAUAUUUCUGUAUACCACCUGAUAUUUACUGAUACCUAACAAGAUUGUAUGGUAUGUAAUUUGAAUAUAUGCGUAUAUGAUAAAGUACAUAUUAUCAGCUUAUGUGACACUUCAGUGGUGGUGUCACCAGAAGUGUGUAUUGACCCCUAAAGCUGUCAUUUUGGUUGUUAAACCAGACUUAUGUAAGAGAAGGCAUUAACCUAAACUCUUACAGCGCUGUAUUACAUUACAGGCAUUUAAGUCUGCCCACACAACAGGAGGUCUAAUCCGUUCAUUAUAACAUGGCAUUCCACUGAGUGGCCUAACACCCUUGCAGUGCCAUAGCACAGACAUCAACUGUGCACCAUAUUUAUACCACAGGAUUUUAUACAGUUUUGCAGAGCUGUUUGGAUAACAUUAAACCGUAACAACUUUAUUUUACAUGACUGUUUUUGAAGCCACAGUUUAAGUAGGUUUUGGAUGUUUUAACUAACUACUUCUUAAAAAAAACAAACAAACAAAAACAUCACAUUUGUUCUUUUUGAAGGACCAACAUCUGAACUGUUGUCUUUAAAAUACCAACAACUGAAAUGCUCUGUUUGAAAAA